This is a messenger RNA of Drosophila elegans, 2257 nucleotides long. Its product is annotated as homeotic protein ultrabithorax-like. The transcript has a single exon. The coding region runs from base 1 to 345 and encodes 114 amino acids. The record is from RefSeq and is a predicted model, not a curated record. Lineage: Eukaryota; Metazoa; Arthropoda; Insecta; Diptera; Drosophilidae.
AUGGGCAUGGGCCUUGGUCUUGGUCUUGGUUUGAGCCAUGCACCCUGCACUGGCACCCUGACGCCGCACCACGGCCUGGCCACGGCCACCUCGCCCACCGCCCAUUCGGCGCCGCUGGGCAACAUCUGCAACACGCUGCCACAUGCCCCGAGCUCGGGCCUGUCUAGCAAUCUGCCACUGAACCGAAACCUGGUGAUGCUGCGCAAUCACCUGCGCAAGAAUACGAGCAGUAGUGGUGGCCUGUCAGGAAAUGGAGGCGGCGGCGGCGGCGGUGGCGGCUCAGGAGCAUCCGGUGUGGGAGUGCAGCUGCUGCAGGAUCAGGACGACCGGCUGGAGGAUCAAUAACCCAUUUACUACAUCAAGUUCUUAGUUUAGUCUCCCUUUGAGUUAAGUGUAUUUCAAUUGCUGUGAUUCGAUAGUGAAAACAAAAGGCCAACAUGCGUCUUUCAGUUCAAAUGUAUAGUAUGUAUAGAGAGAGAUAGACAGACAGUUAGGGAAAGAGAACGGUAUAGUGGGGAAUGUGUGCUUAGGGAGAAAUAGAGAGAGAGUUAGUCAGAGUCAGUCAAUCCUUCCUCCGAUAAUGUUGGCAUUUACACAAAAAUAUAUAACACUUAUAUAUAUAUAUAUAUAUAUAUAUAUAUACAUAAAUACAGACUUAUAAACAUACACAUCUGCAGAAAAAAGAAAGAGAAAUUUUAUAUAAAAAUUAGAAACGUAACAAAAUAGAUAUUUUGACUAUUUUUAGUUAGCCUCAAGCUGUGUAUUGAAUGAGACUUGUUUAUUUGCCAUUUGUUUACUGUUUAAUUGCUUUGUGUAUGCAUAUUUCUCAACGUGAUAUUGUGAAACGUCCAACUUGAAUUGCAUUUUACAUAGAUUCAUUUCCAACGUUUUAAUAACAGACACACACUCACACAACCAGAAGUUGAUUCCUAUUUUAAGGCACACUAAUCUGAGUGCAAGCAAUAGACCAAUUCAAUUUUAACAACCAAACGAAAUAAAAUGUUUAUACACGAAAAAAUAUACAAACAUAAGAAGAAGUUUAAGAAGAACAGAACACCAACUGCCAUUCGAAACUAAUUUUAAUUUGUUAAACUCGUAUAAGGACAAUGUAAAUGUAAAGGAAACGAAGAAUGCAUCGUGCAAAUCCGUCAGAAACUUGUAAAAAUGAAUGCCGAAAAUUGCCAAAAUCGAGCAAAGAAAAAGUAAUGUACGCUAAGCAAUAUUUUCAAAUCGUAGAGCGACUCGUGUCCGGAUCGUGUGUACAUAUAUAGGAUUGCGAUCCAGGUAAGAUUUAUUAUGCCACUUAUAGAAGAUAACAAAACGUAUCCACUAUGAGCGAUUUAGCGAUAAUCAAAAGCAGACAAUGAAAUUAGUCAGGCAGCACAAAUGUUUUUAAUCAGUUUCCAUCAAUUAGUUAAAUAAAUGAACGAAUAUUUAUCACGGCACACGAACUACGAAUAACAUAUUAAAAUUUAAACUGAUUAAAUUACAUAUUAAAGUAUAGCAUAACUAAGCGUAGAGCAUAUGAUUCUAAUAUAGCAAUUGACUAAAUGUAAAUUAGUUUAUUUGAAGAACGCUUUGACUUCUACUCAGAACGUAAUUAAACCUGAACAUAUUUUGUGAACAUAAGAUAUCGACAUUCGUAUUGUAACGCAAUUAACUCUAAUCGCAAAUAAAUUAAAUCAAAUUUAAACAACAAACAAAUCGCACGUGUUACAGCCAGACGAAGAAAAGGGUUAAAGACAGAUAAUAUAUAACGAGUGGGUCGCAUCGGAUGAGGAAUACUGGAUUAUAGGCAUUUUUUUAAAUUUAACUAUCCAAACUACAUUUAAGUGUUUCAACUGUAAAUUGUAACAAAGUCAACAAAAAGAAUAUUUAUAUAUUUAAAGACGAAACGAGAAGCAGACACAAAACGAACACAACCACACAGCAUGUGCUAGCAUUUUCUAAUUAUCACUGUAAAAUGAUGUAAUUUAAAGACAGAAUAUAUAAGCAAUAUUAAAGUUUAACCUUCCAAGGAGCCACAAAAUUGAUCAUUAAGUCAACACAUUACAAUUGCUAAACAAAAAACCAGUAAAAAUUCCAAUACACAAAGUAAAAAAAAAGGAGAGCGCAAACUAAAGUAUUCAGAGUUCAGUAAAUUUUAGAAGAAAUUUUCAAAGAAACCAAAACAAAGUGGAAAACGAUGAUUCAUGUUUAUGCAUAAAUCAAAGUAAAAUUCUUUAAAUAAAAAUGAACAUAUCUAAAAAGUAAAUAA